Molecule: messenger RNA, 1440 nt
Organism: Anguilla anguilla (European eel)
Lineage: Eukaryota; Metazoa; Chordata; Actinopteri; Anguilliformes; Anguillidae
Gene: lactb2
Product: lactamase, beta 2
Exons: 7
Coding region: 124-993 (289 amino acids)
Cellular component (GO): mitochondrial matrix
Molecular function (GO): RNA endonuclease activity; single-stranded RNA binding
Source: RefSeq, a predicted model, not a curated record
UUGAACUGAUUGUAGGGAGGAUUCUGAAAACAGAACUCCUCAGUAGAGUUGUACGUAAUAAGCUAAAGUGUUCCAUUGAUUUUUCUCAUAGUUUAUGCGGUUGUGCAACAGACUUAGGGUAAAAUGACUACAGUUAUACCACGUAUAGAACAACUAUCGUCCAGAGUUGUUCGCAUCCUCGGCUGCAAUCCUGGACCCAUGACACUUCAGGGAACUAAUACGUACUUGGUCGGAACCGGGAACAGACGGAUCCUGAUAGACACCGGAGAGCCUUCAGUCCCAGAGUACAUCAGCUGUUUAAAACAAGCCUUGAGCCAAUUCAACACCACGAUUCAAGAGAUAGUAGUAACACAUUGGCAUCACGAUCAUACGGGAGGGGUUUCGGACGUUUGUAGGGAUGUAUCCGUGGAUUCUGAGUUGCGGGUUAGCAAACUUCCUCGAGCUCCACCCGUUGAAGAAUUAACAACAGCUGGGAAAAAAUACUGUUACCUGAAGGAUGGCGAUGUCAUAGCAACAGAGGGUGCAACGCUGAAGGUCCUUUACACCCCCGGCCACACGGACGACCAUAUGGCCGUGAUGCUGGAGGAGGAGAACGCGGUGUUCUCGGGGGACUGCAUUCUGGGGGAAGGGACGGCCGUGUUUGAGGACCUGUACGAUUACAUGAAGUCUCUGCAGAUACUGCUCAGCUCCAGGGCUGACUUGAUAUACCCAGGUCACGGGCCGGUGGUGCAAAAUGCUGGCAGGAAAAUCCAGGAGUACAUCACUCACAGGAACCUCAGAGAGCAGCAGGUUCUGAACGUUCUGCAGAGCAGUGCCGGGAAGGAAUUCACCUCCGCAGAGCUCGUAAAAGUGGUGUACAAGGAAACGCCUGAGCAUCUUCACGGAGCAGCUGAAGUGAAUCUUGUGCAUCACCUGAAGAAGCUCGAGAAAGAGGGCAAAAUAAUUUGCGAAAAUGAAUCGCAUCAGUGCUGCAGAUGGAAGAACAAACUCUGAGAACAUAAUGGGACUGAAUUAUACUGAAUUGAAUCUUUGGUUUCCUUUUUUAUCAUCAAGGGCACAUACAAUAUCAUUGCUAACUAAGGAAGUGGCAGAGAUAGUGCUAUGAUUAGCCUUAUAUUGUUUUUCUGGUGUGUUUGUCCUAGCCUUUUUGAUUUGCAGUGUGCAGAAUUACUUUUUGACAUGAAAAUACAUCGAGUACAAAUUUCCUAGAUGUCAACUGUGGUUUCAUGCAUUGAAGCCCAGUGUGAAGCAGGUCUCUUCUGUUGUUAAACCCUGCCAGAUUGAGAUCACAAUCUGUUUAAACUAUUUACAAAUCAUGUAUUCGAUUGUGAAUGCGUAUUUCAAGGAUGUGUAAUGUCUUAUCAAUGCUGUUUUCUGUGAUAAUGAUUGUUAAAUAUACAAAUAAUUCAGUUAUUAAUCAAAAAUGCACAGUGGCCCCAA